Messenger RNA from Geodia barretti, 2091 nucleotides. The record is from the annotation of a GenBank genome assembly. NCBI's taxonomy places the organism in Eukaryota, Metazoa, Porifera, Demospongiae, Tetractinellida, Geodiidae.
GCGCCUUAUAAGAUCACGUGCGCUACCACAUGGCUUUCUUUUCUCGCGAAGACAGCACCGUAUACACCCAGUAGGUUAGGGGUUGUCAGCGGCCAAACGUGAGAAUAUGAACCAGAAGCCGAGUGUACAAGUCUUCGGACGAAAGAAGACGGCGACUGCAGUGGCCCACUGUACACAGGGGAAUGGCAUCAUCAAGGUGAACGGGAGACCUCUGCACUUAGUGGAGCCUUCCACCCUCAGAUACAAGCUGGAGGAGCCUCUGCUGCUGCUAGGGGCAGAGAAGUUCAUGGGGGUAGACAUACGGGUGAGGGUGAAGGGAGGAGGCCAUGUCUCCCAGGUCUACGCCAUACGACAGGCCAUCAGCAAAUCCCUCGUCGCAUAUUACCAGAAAUAUGUCGACGAAGCAAGCAAGAAGGAGAUAAAGACGUGCUAACAGCCUACGACAGAUCUCUCCUGGUUGCCGAUCCACGCAGAGCUGAGCCCAAGAAAUUUGGCGGUCCUGGUGCCCGCUCAAGAUACCAGAAAUCUUAUCGAUGAUUCGGGCAGCUCGUCUGCUGCCUUUGUCACUCUACACUCUAUAGUAUACGGAUGAUGUACUGACUUGUGAAUAGAGAAUUUUAAACUUUGACCUAGAGCCACGUGCGCGCACGCUGUUACUAAGCAACGUGAAAACAAAUCUUCCGACUAGCAAGCUGCUCGUAAAGAUGCAGGGGAUCGCGGUGAUCAGGCGAUUUGUAGUGAAGUGAAACUGUUGGAGAGGAGGAGUGAAUGCAGGCGGGGAGCAGCGGGCGGCAGAGACGCAGCAGCGCGACCCGCAGGGCGGCGAUGGACAAGUACGAGCGACUGCACAAGAUCGGGGAGGGGGCGUAUGGAGAGGUGUUCAAAUGCAUCCACCGAGCGACUGGGGAGGCAGUGGCGAUAAAGAGGUUCACGGACAGCGACGAGGACCCGAAUAUCAGGAAGAUGUGUACCAGGGAACUCGGCAUGCUAAAGAAGCUGCGUCAUGGCAACUUGGUGAACCUCCUGGAGGUGUUUCGACGACGCAAGAGACUCCAUCUGGUGUUUGAGUACUGUGACCACACCCUCCUUAACGAGCUGGAGACUCACAAGAGAGGGAUGGCAGAGGGGGACAUUCAGAGGAUCAGCUGGCAGAUACUGCAGGGUGUGGACUACUGCCAUCGCAACGGAGUGAUCCACCGAGACGUGAAGCCGGAAAACAUCCUCAUUUGCAAGAACGGAGUUGUCAAGCUUUGCGACUUUGGAUUUGCAAGAAACCUCACUGGCCCAGGAGGACACUACACAGACUAUGUGGCCACCAGAUGGUACAGGUCCCCUGAGCUGCUAGUUGGUGACGUACAGUACGGUCCUCCUGUUGACGUGUGGGCAGUGGGGUGUGUGUUUGCUGAGAUGCUGACAGGGCAAGCCAUCUGGCCCGGUAGAUCUGACGUUGACCAGCUCUACCACAUCCGAAGAACCCUCGGUGACCUGACCCCAAGGCACAUGGAGAUAUUCUCCAACAACUCAUAUUUCAAGGGUAUCUCGAUCCCCGAGCCAGCAGUGCAUGAAGCACUGUGUGUGAGAUAUUCCAGGUUCUCUCAUCAGACUGUCUCAUUUCUUGAGGGAUGUCUGGUAAUGGAGCCAGCAGGGCGACUGACAUGUGAUGAGCUACUUGACCACUCCUACUUCACCGUGUUCCGAGACUGGUUCCAGCCCGAGCUCGAGAUGCUGCUGGCUAAAGAUGCCAGGAAGAUUGCCAGAUCUAAAUCAAGGGUCAUGUAUUCCCGAAGAGCAGCCACAGGAGCAACUAGCAUUCCUCCCUGUCCGCACGACCCCCCCUCCUCCCUCCUGGAACCCCAAUUAGAGCCCACCUCCUGCACCCUCCCUCAGUUGACCUCCGUUACCUCUGGCCACACCCACGAUCAACAGUUGCCACAGCAACAAGCUGAGAAGAAAACUGAGUCAAGAUUAGACCAUUUGCCCUCCAUUUGACAGUCAGCCAUUUUACUGUCUGAGAAGACUGCUAAUGAAUCAACCAUUUUCUAUAUGAAAAGCACUAAAGUGCAAACCCUCGGCACACUGUGGAACCCACAC